AGCCAAAGGUCGCAACUGCAAACGCCACCUUUGCUCUCAACCUUGCCCUCCUGAGGACCAUCUAUGUCGACACCUUACCUUGCUCUUUCUCGUUCCAUCCGCCGCUUGCUCCAAUAGUCUUCCAUGAUGGGCAUGUGCACAGUAACAUCAUCUUGAUCUUCGCACUAUUCCUACAGUAAUCAUUAUUCGUCUUCUCCAAUUCUCUAUUGUUUAUUUAUAGACGCGGUUUCUGGAUUCUUAUUCCCAUGUCUUCUAUAAUCCAGGAUUUCUUGCCGCUGCUUUACCCCGAUCGAAUCAGGUCGAAGACCGGAGAUUUUUCAGGGUCACUUUUGCGGAGCAUGACCGACUCAAUGACUGUCAAAUGUAAAUCCGAAGACCUAGAAACUUGCCGGGACGAAUCAGCGGCGCUGAUUCUUAAAUUCGUCGCCAUCGCCUCCAUACUCUUAGCGGGAGUCGUUGGCAUCACUAUUCCGCUCGUGGGCAGGCACCGGAAGUUCUUCCGCACCGACGGCAGCUCGUUUGCUGCGGCUAAGGCGUUUGCCGGUGGCGUUAUACUCGCCACUGGCUUUGUUCAUAUGCUCUCCAGCGGCUCGAAUGAUCUCAAGAAUCCUUGUCUCCCUGAAUCAUGGUCCAAGUUCCCAUUUGCUGGAUUCUUUGCUAUGAUUUCUGCUUUGAUUACUUUGCUUGUGGAUUUUGUGGGGACUCAGUAUUACGAGAGGAAACAGGGGCUGAACCGGGGUGGCAAUGAGGAGAAGGCCCGGGUCGGGUCGGCAGAGGCAGUGUCAGAGUCGGACAUUGCGCCGGUUGUGGAGGCUAAGGAGCAGCAUGAAAAGGUGUUUGGCGAGGAAGAAGGUGGAGGGAUGCACAUUGUCGGAAUGCAUGCCCACGCGGCGCACCAUCGGCACAACCAUCCUCACGGACAGAACGCCUGCGAGGCACUUGUUAGAACUCGUGGGGAUAGCCACGGCCACGGUCACGGCCACAGUCAUGGGCACGUACACGACCAUGGACCAGGAGAGGAGGACGUGGAGAGCGGCGUGAGGCACGUCGUCGUUUCACAGAUUUUGGAACUUGGGAUUGUAUCACACUCGGUCAUCAUUGGUCUAUCCCUAGGAGUUUCUAGCAGCCCUUGCACAAUAAGGCCUUUGAUUGCAGCCUUAUCUUUCCAUCAAUUUUUCGAAGGAUUUGCACUUGGAGGCUGCAUCUCCCAAGCUCAAUUCAAGACCACGUCAGCCACCAUAAUGGCAUGCUUCUUUGCUGUAACAACCCCUGCUGGGAUUGGCAUUGGAACUGCAAUAUCUUCCUUCUACAACCCUGAUAGUGUUGGUGCUCUGAUUGCGGAAGGCAUCUUAGAUUGUUUGUCAGCUGGAAUUCUAGUGUACAUGGCAUUGGUGGAUCUGAUUGCCGCAGAUUUUCUCAGUAAGAGAAUGAGCUGCAAUUUCAGACUUCAGGUAGUGUCUUACUGCAUGCUCUUCCUUGGUGCUGGAUUGAUGUCUUUGCUAGCGAUCUGGGCUUGAACAGUUGAACUUAAUACAAAGAUCAUUAUUCUUCUUGGUUGCAUUUGUCAUGGGACAUCCAAUUACUACCGGCGGAAGUCCAUCGAUGUUUCCCAUUAUAUUGUACCCCGUACCAUAUAGAGGGAUGAUUAGGGUAAACCAAAAUCAAAUACUGCAGGCUUAUAUUGUGUUUUGUAUUUAGAUUCCAAAUACCCUGUUUUGUUUCCUUGCUGUUGCUCAACAUAGAAGCAUAAAGGCCAUUGACUCUCACACAGAAAAAGACCAUUUCGAUUAUAUCCAAUGUGAUUAGAAUUUUUCUGUUAUAAAUCGACCAUUAUUUG
Rubroshorea leprosula is the source of this 1837-nucleotide messenger RNA. NCBI's taxonomy places the organism in Eukaryota, Viridiplantae, Streptophyta, Magnoliopsida, Malvales, Dipterocarpaceae. The record is from the annotation of a GenBank genome assembly.